Messenger RNA from Fibroporia radiculosa, 951 nucleotides. RefSeq lists its product as uncharacterized. Bases 1 to 951 code for a protein of 316 amino acids. Lineage: Eukaryota; Fungi; Basidiomycota; Agaricomycetes; Polyporales; Fibroporiaceae. The record is from RefSeq and is a predicted model, not a curated record. The transcript has 5 exons. Gene Ontology annotation, molecular function: 3'-5'-RNA exonuclease activity.
AUGCCGAAGGUUUAUACUGCUUUGCUCAUCGCAUUGCUUCUCUUGUUCUACAAGCCAGGCCACAAAGUACCUACUGUUGGACCAAUGCGGAUAGCAUCAUACAACCUGCGCUACGAUUCGCAACCGGACAAUAUUACUGUUCAACAAUCCAUCGAUGCGCUGCCUAACCCCUUGACAAGUCCGCGCUUCCUGUUUAAGACUGGCGAACAGCCCUGGAGCUCAAGGCGAAUCAAAGUAGCCCAGCAUCUGUUGAGUGAGGGGCCUGCGUUAAUUGGCUUUCAAGAGGCUCUUAUCAGGCAGGUCAAGGAUCUAGCUCAGUUGUUAGGGGAUGAGUGGGCAUGGCUCGGUGUGGGGCGAGACGACGGCGCUGAGGGUGGCGAGUUUUGUCCAAUUUUCUACAAGAAGACACAGUUCAAACUAAUUAGCCAUGACUCGUUCUGGUUGUCAGAUUUUCCAUUCGAGCCAUCUAAAUACCCUGAUGCUGGUUCGUUCCGUGUCUGCGAAGUAGCUCGAUUCACCACGACGACUGUCACCAACUCUACGAAGACUUUCACGCUCAUCAACACCCAUCUUGACGAGCGUUCCGAUCGCCAGCGCCGACUCUCUGCCUCGCUCCUGCUCACCCGUGCGCGUUACGAAGCCUACACGUCCGGUGGCCCCGUAUUCGUCACGGGCGACUUCAAUAGUGCUGCCACGGGCUAUGAUUCGGGCGCUUAUCAAAUUAUCACUGGUCACAUUCCGCCCGUACCUAUUGAUUCAACGUUCGAAGCGAAGUAUGCAGUGCCUCCCGACGCGUUCCCGCAGUUCAUCAUGCAGGACCUGAAAGCGGAGACUCCGCGCAUGCACAUAUCGGGCGAUUUUGCCACGUUCACAGGUUUUAAUAGGCCGGGAGACCCGUCGGUCUUCACGAGAGUAGACUUUGUCUUUGGCGGGAGUAACGGGGGAUGGUGA